Messenger RNA from Anisakis simplex (herring worm), 1773 nucleotides. NCBI's taxonomy places the organism in Eukaryota, Metazoa, Nematoda, Chromadorea, Rhabditida, Anisakidae. The record is from the annotation of a GenBank genome assembly.
UGCUCAACUUCGAGUGGAAAUACGAACUCGGCGGUAUCGCGUCACUAUGAGAUGAUGCGAUGGCUUGAACCUUACAUUGCCGAUGUGAACAGUAGUAACACACCUUCUAACACAAGCAGUAGUGCUCAACCAAAUAACGCAACUGCUGGAAGUACUACCCCGAAUGCUUCAACAUUACAAUCCUCUCAACAAACUAUCUCCAGUGCUCAGAAAAUGCCCGCUCCGAAAGAAGAAACGCUUUCGUGUUUUAUGAGCGAACCCGAUUUGGCAAGUCAGGAUGCGAAUGCAUCAGUUGUGGUUAGCACAUCAGAAGACGGAGUACUCUUGAACAGUUAUGAUCAGCCAGCGAACAGUCAAUCGACAACGCCACAGCAAGCAGCAAUACAAUCGGUGAAUGCACCUCCAGCACAUCAUGAUUAUGCCACCGUUCAGCAACGUUCUGCCGCAGUGCUACCGAAUGGUUCGAACACUCCCAGUAAUACUAAUACGAAAAAGAACAAUCAGAAAUCUACUACAGGACCUCCAUCUACAACAGGCAGUCCAUGCUCAUCAACGACAAGUAGUGAAAUAGAUGUCGGUUCAGUAACUACAUUCUCGAAUCAUCAGCCACAAACACAGCAGAUCACUAGUCCUCACCAGUCUAAUAUGCUGGUUUUAACGCCUGUUUCACAGCAACAACGGCCAGCUCCGACUCAACAGAUUGUAUACACGAAAACAGAUCCACAGCCAGCGAUCGGUGAGCCCAUUCAUACAGAUGACGGAAGUGUUGUGACUGUAACGGCAAGGGGUACAGCUCCAGUGGCUACAAUCUUAAAAAAGGAUCUUAAUAUAAGGACCAAUGAUGGCGGCACAUUGACCAUGUUCAUCGAUCCUACAACAUUCUACCAGCACGGUUCACAAAAAAUGUAUCGAUUGGUGAAUGUCUCAGAACUGAAUGCGGCUGAUAUGGCAGCGUUAACAAACGCAUCAAAUGUGACUACAGUCAAUAAUGUCUCAACAAAUAAUGACGUUAAAGUGCUCACCUCUGUACCGAUUCGCCGAAAGCGUCUCGCACCAACCUCGUCCGCCAGCGGCAUAUCGAACGGUCGUGGUCAACUGGGUGAUGAUCUCAUUCUGGAUGAUGGUAUCUCUGAAAAGACAGUCACCAUUGAUCAAACAUCGCAAUCGUCACUCGCAAAUGAUCGACUUUUAAUGGAUCAGCAUGUGGUGACUGUUGGCAGUCCAAACGUUGUACUGACUCAACCAAAUAUCCAUCAGGUACACCAUCAGGCACAUGCAGGCACAUCUCAGCAACAUGGAGGAUUAAAUGCGAGUGGUCAUCAUACUAUUACCCAACACAUCCCGUCGAAUACAGGUCAGUUGAGUACGGUGCAAAUCCGCCAACAAAGCGCGCAGCAAGUCUCAUCGCAGCAGCAUCAGUCCUCAACGCAGAGAUAUACGAUAGCACAAACUGCACCAACAAUAACAAUUCAACAGCCACAAUAUACGAUCUUAAGCAGUCAUCCCAUUCAAACACAAACCGAUGCUGAUAUUGCGUUCGCUAAUUCGAUUGCUUCUCAUCUUUCGAGACUCAACGAAGAUGAGAAAGCAGUGGCGAAGAUGAAUAUCCAACGGAUAUUAAUGGACGCUCGUUUCGGUAUGGGUGCGUGUGCACGUAUGAUCCACGAUGAAGAGUUGAAUGAAGCGUCUUCGAAUGCGAAUCAUCAAGUGAUCAACGUUAACGUCACGCACCAACGACAACAACACGUCGACGGCGGUGCAUCGGGCAGGUAA